AUGAAGAGAGUAGAAGUGGUGUUUAUCCCUUCUCCAGGUGUGGGACAUCUAGUAUCCACCCUUGAGUUUGCUAAGCUUCUUAUCAACCGUGAUAACCGUCUCAGUAUAACCGUCUUGGUCAUCAAGUUUCCAAACACUGAUGAAAAAAUACAAGCCCUUUCGUCCGCAUUCGACUUGGAAAAUCUCCAUGUCAUUAACCUCCCUGAAUGUACUUAUGUUUCCUCCACUCCUGAUGGAAGUUACUCUGCCAGUGCUCUCGCUGAAACCCAAAAACCAAACGUUAAAGAAGCUGUUUCCAACAUCAAUGGACAACUUGCUGCUUUCGUUGUUGACAUGUUUUGUACCACCAUGAUUGAUGUUGCCAACGAAUUUGGUGUUCCGUCCCUUCUCUACUUCACUUCUGGUAUUGCUUACCUUGGUCUGGUGCUUCAUCUUCACAGACUUUUGGAAAACAACUUAGAAGCGACUCGUUUGUUGUUGCAGCAGGACGAACUAGACAUCCCGAGUUUCUUUAAUCCAGUUCCUACAAACACGUUGCCCACUGUGAUACUCCGCAAGAAGUGGGAAUCAGAUUUCAUCAACCAUGUAAGAGGACUCAAGAAAGCUAGUGGUAUUAUAGUAAACUCGUUUCAUGAGCUAGAACCACAUGCGGCUCACUCAUUCUUGGAAGACUCGGGUCUGUGUGGUUUACCCAUAUAUCCGGUGGGCCCCAUAUUAAACCUUGAGACCAAACUCAAGCCUGAGCCCAAGCCUAAUGGUAUUAUUGAUUCUAAUGACACAAUUAAGUGGCUCGAUGACCAACCUCAUUCUUCGGUAAUUUUCAUCUGCUUUGGGAGCAUGGGUGCUUUUGAUGAGGAUCAGGUUAGGGAGAUUGCACAUGCUAUUGAGAAAAGUGGAGCCCGCUUCCUGUGGUCCAUGCGGAAACCUCCGCCGAAGGGAACCAUGGGUCCGGUGUCUGAUUAUCCUUUGUGUGAUAUGGUCGCAGUUUUACCUGAAGGGUUCUUAGAUCGAACAGUGGAGAUUGGAAGGUUUGUCGGAUGGGCACCUCAGGUCCAAGUACUUGCCCAUCCAGCCACAGGAGGCUUCGUUUCACACUGUGGUUGGAAUUCAACUCUUGAGAGCAUAUAUCAUGGUGUGCCUAUUGCGACAUGGCCUCUCUUAGCUGAGCAACAGACCAAUGCUUUUGAACUCGUGCAUGAGCUGAAGAUGGGUGUGGAGAUUGCCUUGGAUUAUAGGAUGGAGUAUGAUGUUGGAAGUAACUAUCUUUUAACUGCAGACAAAAUUGAGAGAGGAAUAAGAAGUGUGAUGAAUAAGAAUGGAGAGAUAAGGAAGAAAGUAAAAGAAAUGAGUGAACAAAGUAGGAAGACAUUGUUAGAGGGUGGAUCUUCCUACACUUGUGUUAGUCAUUUGAUUGAUUAUAUUAUUAAUCAAGUAUAAAAUUAAGCACCUGACCACACAUACAAAAUGGUUGGAGGGUACUAGUUGAAUUACUAAGUAUAUGUUUGGUAUUUCAUUUAACAAAACGCCACCUUGCGUUUAUCCAAAAGCUAUAACUUGUAGCUUCUAUAAUACCAUGUCAAAAAAGCAUAGGGACGCGAGAAUGACAUAUGAAACUCAGUACCAAACACGCUAUAAAUAAAUCAACCCAACUUGAUUUUCAUUUCAUAGAAAAGAGGAGGUGUGUUUUAUAAAGUUAUUUGCAAAAAUUACAAUUGAUUGAAAAAUCAAUAUUUUAAAUUAUGAUAGAAUAGAAUACAGGUGCAUAUGAUAAUAAACUAUGCUAUUAAAGUCUAU
Molecule: messenger RNA, 1794 nt
Organism: Vicia villosa (hairy vetch)
Lineage: Eukaryota; Viridiplantae; Streptophyta; Magnoliopsida; Fabales; Fabaceae
Product: putative UDP-glucose flavonoid 3-O-glucosyltransferase 3
Exons: 1
Coding region: 1-1437 (478 amino acids)
Molecular function (GO): UDP-glycosyltransferase activity
Source: RefSeq, a predicted model, not a curated record